CAGGGCUGACGGUGCUUCUCCUCUCCCUGGCAGUGACGGCUGUUAGCGGGCUCAUCAUGGUGCUGCUUUUCUUCUCGGAGCUGCAGUACUACCUGACCAAGGAGGUUCAUCCAGAGUUGUACGUUGACAAAUCAAGGGGAGAUAAACUGAAGAUCAAUCUAGAUGUUAUUUUUCCACAUAUGCCUUGUGCUUAUUUGAGCAUUGAUGCAAUGGAUGUAGCAGGAGAGCAGCAACUGGAUGUAGAGCACAAUCUGUUUAAACAACGUUUGGAUAAAGCUGGCAAUCGUGUAACUCCAGAGGCUGAGAGACAUGAGCUGGGAAAAGAAGAAGAAAAAGUGUUUGAUCCAAAUUCUUUGGAUGCCGAUCGCUGUGAGAGCUGUUAUGGGGCAGAGUCAGAGGACAUUCGGUGUUGUAAUACUUGUGAUGAUGUCAGAGAAGCAUACAGGCGGCGAGGCUGGGCCUUCAAGAACCCAGAUAGCAUAGAGCAGUGCAAGAGGGAAGGGUUUAGCCAGAAGAUGCAAGAGCAGAAGAAUGAGGGCUGCCAAGUGUAUGGUUUCCUAGAGGUCAACAAGGUAGCUGGAAAUUUUCACUUUGCACCAGGAAAAAGUUUUCAACAGUCUCAUGUACACGUUCACGAUCUGCAGAGCUUCGGACUUGAUAACAUCAAUAUGACGCACUAUAUCAAACAUCUCUCAUUUGGAAGGGAUUAUCCAGGCAUUGUGAACCCCCUGGAUGGGACAGCCAUCACUGCACAGCAAGCUUCCAUGAUGUUUCAGUAUUUUGUCAAAGUGGUCCCCACUGUGUAUAGGAAAGUAGAUGGUGAAGUGGUGAGAACUAACCAGUUCUCAGUUACACGACAUGAGAAAAUAGCAAAUGGUCUGCUGGGAGACCAGGGUCUGCCUGGUGUCUUUGUGCUGUAUGAGCUUUCACCCAUGAUGGUGAAGCUGACAGAGAAACACAGGUCCUUUACUCACUUUCUCACUGGAGUUUGUGCCAUUGUUGGAGGCAUAUUUACAGUUGCAGGUUUCAUUGACUCCUUGAUCUAUCAUUCAGCACGUGCCAUCCAGAAGAAAAUUGAACUUGGGAAGACAACAUAAAUAAACAAUGGCAUCGACCCAUUUAAAGACAAACAAAACCAAAACAAACAAAAAAGCAGCAACAAGAAAAAAAAAGCCAAACUCAAGCCUCCAAGGAGAACUAAACAGGCUCUUUGAAACACAAGUGAUCUUCUGAGAGUGGACAGGAGGACACGUUUGAAAUUUCCUGAUGGCCCUAAUUACUCAUAUGUUACUGUGCCCUUGUUCUUUAGCCUUAGUUUGUGGAUGGAACAACUUGAACCUUGCUGCUAUAAAGAUGAGCUAUCAUAUCUGGCUCUGCAGGCCCUAGUAUCAAACUCCUUUUGUGUCAGUCCAUGCUCCUCCAGUUCUGUCCCCUUCCCAGCAGUGGUGCUGGAGAUACUGCGUCCUGGUGUUGCCUCUAGGAAUAAUGUACUUCAUUGUCAAGAGACCUGUAAUGGAUUGAAGGUGCCAUCAACUUUCUAGCAACAUCACCAGGAUUUUUAAAUUUUUCAUUAAAAUGUUUCUGGGUGUGCUGAUGCUGUAUGUCAGACCUCUGUGAAAAUGUGCUGAAUCCCAUCUGUUGCCAUCCAGCCAUCCUGGGCUGCAUGGGGACCCUAAGAAUUUGAGAUGUGCUUUCUGUGCUGGGGGACCUUCCAGUUG
Molecule: messenger RNA, 1718 nt
Organism: Ficedula albicollis (Collared flycatcher)
Lineage: Eukaryota; Metazoa; Chordata; Aves; Passeriformes; Muscicapidae
Gene: ERGIC3
Product: ERGIC and golgi 3
Exons: 12
Coding region: 57-1097 (346 amino acids)
Biological process (GO): retrograde vesicle-mediated transport, Golgi to endoplasmic reticulum; endoplasmic reticulum to Golgi vesicle-mediated transport
Cellular component (GO): Golgi membrane; endoplasmic reticulum membrane; COPII-coated ER to Golgi transport vesicle
Source: RefSeq, a predicted model, not a curated record